Messenger RNA from Perognathus longimembris pacificus (Pacific pocket mouse), 764 nucleotides. RefSeq names its product peroxiredoxin like 2B (gene Prxl2b). NCBI's taxonomy places the organism in Eukaryota, Metazoa, Chordata, Mammalia, Rodentia, Heteromyidae. The coding region runs from base 65 to 670 and encodes 201 amino acids. The record is from RefSeq and is a predicted model, not a curated record. The transcript has 7 exons.
ACGGCCGGGAAGCCGCACCUGACCGCGGCCGGGGCGUCGGGGACGGGGAUCGGCCGCGGCGGCCAUGAGCGCCGUGGACCUCGCCCGGGUGGGCGCGUGCGUCCUGAAGCACGCGGUGACUGGGGAGGCGGUGGAACUGCGGAGCCUGUGGCAGGAGCAGGCGUGCGUGGUGGCCGGGCUGCGGCGCUUCGGCUGCGUGGUGUGUCGCUGGAUCGCCCAGGACCUCAGCGGCCUCCGGGGCGUCCUGGACCGGCACGGCGUGCGCCUCGUGGGUGUGGGGCCCGAGGCCCUGGGCCUGCGCGAAUUCCUGGACGGCAGCUACUUCUCAGGAGAGCUCUACCUGGACGAGAGCAAGCAGCUCUACAAGGAGUUGGGCUUCAAGCGGUACAAUAGCUUGAGCAUUCUGCCGGCCGCCCUGGGGAAGCCCGUGCGUGAUGUGGCCACCAAGGCCAAGGCGGUUGGCAUCCAGGGGAACCUGUCUGGGGACCUUCUGCAGAGCGGAGGGUUGCUGGUGGUCAGCAAAGGUGGUGACAAGGUGCUGCUACACUUCGUCCAGAAGUCUCCAGGCGACUAUGUCCCCCAGGAGAGCAUCCUGCAGGCCCUGGGCAUCUCUGCGGAGGCCUGUGCCAGCCAGCCGCCCCAGUGUGACGGGGACGCGUGUACAAGAUGACCUCCGCUGACCCCAGGGUGCUGGAGCUGCUGGGCCAACGCUGGACCUUGCCAGAUCCUCAAGCCACAAAGAGCCAUUAAAGCACAGACCCUGA